Messenger RNA from Chara braunii, 1976 nucleotides. The record is from the annotation of a GenBank genome assembly. NCBI's taxonomy places the organism in Eukaryota, Viridiplantae, Streptophyta, Charophyceae, Charales, Characeae.
CGAACGCAAUCUGAUGAUGGAGGAGAAAAGGGCUGAAUUGAAUAGCAAGUUGUUAGCAGCUAGACGGCAAGAGGUAGAAGAAAAGAAGAAACUACAUGCAGAGGGGGGGAAAUUGCAAAAAGCGUUGUAAGAGCAAAAGGACAAACCCCCUGCAACAGAAGAACAACUUGCCCUCCUCAGAGAGGCCGUCCUCCACACAAGGUAGGACAUGGCCUUAAUGCGUCAGACAUUACAACGAGUAGAGACGCAUCGGGUUGAGUUCGAGAACGUUUGGAAUAGCUUCUUGGAAAAGUCAGCUAAAGAUGUGGACCAUCAUGUUCAGACAUAUAUCAAGGCUUUGGAUGACCAUGUCACUAAGACCUUUACUCCUGAAGUUAUAGAAAAAAUUGUAAAGGGCGCUGGAGGCGGAGGAGGAGAUGGUGAUGACGAUGGCGAUGAUGAGAAGAAGGGGAAAAUAAGGGGUGAUCCAAAGGAGAAACUUUCGCAGGAGACCGGGCAGGUUAGUAAAAUAAAACUCAAACUGCCGUGGACUUAUAAUGGAAAGAAGGAAGAGAGUGUUUUGCAUUGGGCAGCGGCAGUAGAAACCUAUGUAUAUGGACAACGAAUCCCAUACUGGGACAGGGUGCUAAUGGCAAGUUCAUGCAUGGGAGGCGACGCCAUGAGCUUCGCCAUCUCGCUGCAAAAGGAGGCGGGAUGCAACUCGAUGGUAGAGUAUUCGCAGCAAAUGCGAAUCGAAGAUUUUUUGAAAUUGGUUAGAGAAAGAUUUGAGGACAAGAAUUUGGCACGACGUACAGAAAUGCUAAUCCUCAACCUCCCUGAUAGGAAAUGGAAAAGCACCUCCGCCUUUAAGGCAACUAUGGAUGAACUGUUGCGAUGCCCUGAUCAUGGGUUGACUCCUGCCCAAAUCUUAAAUAGCUUUGCACGAGCACUCCCGGAUCCCCUGAGGACACAACUCUAUCCCCGCGUCAAAGAAGAAGGAAUGACGUAUGAGAAGUUCGGCAAGAUCGCAAUAGAUCACGCCGGCUUCCUCGCUGAAGCGAACUAUUGCCAUUAUUGGAAGGAUCUGCAAGCGGGAAAGAAAUGGCAAAACCGCACGAUCUCAGGGUCAAUACCUGGGAAAGACAGUCUCCUUCUAACCAUUGAGGAAGGAGGCGCCGAGACCAUUUCUUGGGAUCAAGUAGAUUAUGGUCUUGACGAAUGCAACAGACCGGUAGCUCAGGAGGGGAGUUACGCGGCCGUUGUAGCCCGCGGGGGAGGGCGUCAAGGAAGAGGGCGUGGCCGAGGAAGAGGUCGCGGCCGUGGUGGACGAGGAUUCGGCACCCAGAGGGGUGGUGGUGAAGGAAGCCACUACGUGGGAGGAAGGGGAAAUGGUCCCUCACAAGGUGGCCGUGGUUCUUACUCUACCUGGGGUAGAGGAAGGGGCACUUGGUAUAACAAGUGGGACAAACCGUACCCACCACAUCCAGGCCUACCCGAAGGAGAGCCUUGGAAAGAAUUGGGAAUAACAGAAAAAGUCUGGCAAGAAAGAAAGAAAGCAGACCAAUGCCUCAAGUGUGGGGACCCCGACCACAUUGUCCCCUAUUGCCCGGAUUAUAGGGGGGCAAAAGGGAACAGCCAGUAGAGGUAUGUUGGUGCCGAUCUUCAAGAAAAGAUAGGAACGCGUAUCCCUCUGAUCCUGUCUAUGGAACCAUAAUUAAGCGAGUGCAAGAAACGCCAGCAGAGUUUCCUGAUCACAAGGUUACUCAGGGUCUAUUGUUUGAAAGAACUGAUGUGAAUGAUAGGCUAUGUAUACCAAAUAAUGAAGAGAUCAAGAGUUUGAUCUAAGGGGAAUGUCAUGAUACAGAAGGCCAUUUUGGGUGGGAGAAGACCUAUGGGACUUUGUUGCGUUCCUACACCUGGCCUCGAAUGAAAGCAGACUGUAUCGUGUAUGUGCAAGGUUGUCAAGUGUGCCAACGAAACAAAAGCACCACACAAUC